AUGUUAUCUGACUCUCAAUUCGGUUAUCGGCCUCAUAGGUCAACGGAACUCGCUUCAACUCUUUUUCUUGAUAAUAUCAGGAAAAAUAUGGACAAAGGUCAACUGACUGGAGCAAUCUUCAUAGACCUUCGUAAAGCUUUUGACACUAUUAGUCAUUCAUUAAUUGUGUCGAAGUUACCAAAUUAUGGAAUUUCUGGAAUAGAAAAAGAGUGGUUUACAAAUUACCUAUUUGCGCGUGAGCAGUGUGUUUCUGUAAAUGGUGAACAAUCUUCUUUUAAACCAGUUAAGUGUGGGGUUCCACAGGGAUCAAUCCUUGGCCCCCUAUUAUUUAUCAUACACUUUAACGGAAUAGUUGCAUCUUUGAACAAUUGCAAGAUCCUUAUGUAUGCGGAUGAUACUGUAAUUUAUUACUCUCACAAAGAUAUUGAAGUAAUAGAAAAGAAAUUACAGGAUGAUUUGGCCAGUAUCACAUCGUGGCUUCAACAAAAUCAACUGAUUAUCAAUAUGAAAAAAGGGAAAACAGAAAGUAUGCUAUUUGGAACUGGGAAACGGCUGAGUACUUUGAAUGGCCGUCAAAUGAACCUAGAAUGCAAUGCUUCGAAGGUUAACUUUACGUCACACUAUAAAUACCUUGGAGUUCACUUAAAGUCAAGCCUAAACAUGAAUGAUCACGUGAAUAAGGCGUUUAAGAAAGCUUCAGGAUAUCUUAAACUUCUGGCAAAAACUCGCUCUUUCCUUUCUACGAAAGCAUCUCUGGAAAUAUAUCGGGCUAUGGUAAUUCCUGUACUAACCUAUUGUUCUUUAGUGUGGACGUGCUCUACGACCACACAAAAGAAACGGCUCGAGAGCUUUGAGAAACGAGCGGCUAGAAUCAUAUUUGGAACGUCAGAGGAACAAGCAUCAAAUAGAAUGCCUUCGGUAGAAACCAUCCAAAAGAAGAAAUCCUGCAUAUUGACUUUUAGAUGUUUAAACAAUAAUGUGUGUCAAAACUUCUUAAAUUAUUUCACUUUGAUUGAUUCUAAAGUAGCUACUAGAAAUCUGGCUUUUAGUAUAAAACUCCCGAAAGUGAAACUUGAAACCGCAAAGAAGGGUUUCUACUUCAACGGAGGAAAACUUUAUAAUGAAUUACCUCUGGAAAUUCGUAAAUCUGACACUUUGCGACUUUUUACGAAGGGACUGAGUAAGCACUUAGCAAUUUAGUCCAUACGAAUGACUUCUUUGACUUUUUUAACUUUUCUAUUCUAAUUAAUUUUUUAAUCGUAAAAUUGAUGUUGGUAUACAUAAUUAUAAAGAUGGACUUUUAGCUUUUAAGGUUUAGACUAUUAGUAAACAGGACCUCUGUUAAUAACAGUUUGUGAUUUUUUCACAUAACUGAUGGAGUUUUUAUCCUGUAUAUAAAUUCGUUUAAUAAUAAUAAUAAUAAUAAUAUUUAAAACAAACUUACCUUCGUUAACGUCGGUACCUUUACUCCCUUAUUUUAGCAAUUCUUUCGCCUUUUUUCUCAAAACGUUUUUUAAACUUACUUACCAAAGUCUUGCAAAAAUGAAAUAUAUUUGCAAGAAAUCAUCAAGUCAUCCAAUCAAGAAAUGUUCGCUAAUUUCGCUGUCGUCAUGCAGUCGUUAUAACGCAGAUUUUAAAUUGGACCAAUCCAAUCAGUGUUCGGUAUUCAUGACAGUCCUAUGAGACGCCAAAUAUGACAAAAUAGAUCAUAGUUGUGUGAUAUAUAUUACUGCAAAUAUAUACAGUAUAACUCGUGAUGAAUAAGUUACUCUUCCAAAUAUUUAAAUAUUGUAAGCGCGUGAUACACAUCACAAAUCAUGGUUUAUAUCACAACUCGUGAUAUAGAUCACAUUUCAGCUCGUGAUAUAGGUUACAAAUCAUGGUUUAUAUCACAACUCGUGAUAUAGAUCACAAUCCACAAUGCAGCUCGUGAUAUAGGUUACAAUUUCGCGUUCGGAAUUACUUCAUCUUAUGACCCAUAUAGUGGACGGAAGGCUAUUUUAUAUUCCGGGGGGGGGGGGAAUGUUUCAAAUUUUAAAAUGUUUUCAGGGUUUCAAAAUGGGGCCAUGAAUGGACCUUUCCCCUUAUAACUAAAAUUUUGAUCAAAUCUAGCCAAAAAUUUUAUCCAGCUUGAAAGAGCAUCACAAAAUUAGUAAUAUUCCAAAGUUUCGUUGCGAAAUGUUGUAAAAUGCGGAUAAUAUAGCCUUGCAAAAUUUGCAAUUUUCAGUCAUUUUGUAUUACAAACGCGAAAUUGAUACUCAACACCCAAUUGGGCUGUCAAUUUCCCGUACGUAAUACAAAAUGACUGAAAAACGGCAAACUUCGCAAUAUUAUUUUGUGACGCUCUUUCAACCUGUGAUGAAAUUUUUCUCUAGAUUAAAAUGGUCCAUACAAGCCCAGAAAUAAACAUCGAGGCUUUCUUGAGAAAUAUUCCAAAUCAAAUUACAGAGGCGCGUCGUCAAUUAUUUUGUGACAAUACUGUUGUUGAGUUUAUCCAGCGACGCCUAGAAGACAAUUUAUUUGUGUAAAUAUACUUCUCCAGCGUGCAAUAGAACGCAUUGACGAUCGACAAAUUCAGAAUGAUCUUGGUAUUUUGGUGUCUGAAUUGCAAUCAUUGUGCAAUAGUUACGACGCGUUUUGGAUCAGAAAUGAGAACUUAGCUAACCCGCUGAGUUUUACUUGUCCAUUCAGAAGGAAUUGUUCAAAAAGGAAGAAGACGAUACAGUCUGCUGCAGAAUGCUUUGACCAACUUACAUGGGAUACACCGCAGCUGAUGGUCUCAAGUUGCUGCGGAAAUUGGAGUGAGCUACCGAACUAUGUCUAUAUUACGACGACGCCACGAGUACCGCUUACCAGUCAGCAACACAAGUGGGCCACGAAACACGUUUACUGA
This is a messenger RNA of Paramuricea clavata, 2893 nucleotides long. The record is from the annotation of a GenBank genome assembly. Lineage: Eukaryota; Metazoa; Cnidaria; Anthozoa; Malacalcyonacea; Plexauridae.